This is a messenger RNA of Solanum pennellii, 1128 nucleotides long. Its product is annotated as secoisolariciresinol dehydrogenase-like. Bases 240 to 1010 code for a protein of 256 amino acids. NCBI's taxonomy places the organism in Eukaryota, Viridiplantae, Streptophyta, Magnoliopsida, Solanales, Solanaceae. The transcript is spliced from 3 exons. The record is from RefSeq and is a predicted model, not a curated record.
GAUUACUUUUUUGGUGCUCUAAUAAUAUAUUUCUGGUGCUCCUGAAAGCCCCUUAAAUCUUUGUUCCAGAACAUUGAAAAAACUAUUUAUUUGGGUCAUUUACAAAACAAAAACAAAUUUUUUUAAACCAACUCAGCCAUUACUAGUGCCUGAUAACGAAGUGACAACCUUCCCCACCACCAAUAGAAGGUCCGCAAGGUCAUUCUUGUCCCUCCUACACCUCAUCACUUGGGAGUCGUAUGCUUGAAGGUAAGGUUGCAAUUAUAACUGGUGCUGCUAGUGGCAUUGGUGAAGCAUCAGCGAAACUUUUUUCUAGAUACGGAUCCAAAGUUGUGAUUGCAGACAUUCAAGACGACUUGGCACAAAAUGUUUGCAAAGAUUUGGAUCCAUCAUCAACUACCUUUGUGCAUUGUGAUGUUACAAAAGAGGAAGACUUAGAAAAUGUUGUGAACAUUGUUGUAGACAAGUAUGGCAAGCUAGACAUCAUGUACAAUAAUGCUGGUAUUAUGGGAGCAGUCAAAUCCAAUAUUCUUGAAAAUGAAAAAUCUGACUUCGAAAAAGUCAUUAGUACUAACCUCGUAGGUACAUUUCUUGGAAUUAAACAAGCAGCACGAGUCAUGAUCCCUCGUGGUCAAGGUAGCAUAAUUACAACUGGUAGUGUCUGUGCAUCAAUAGGUGGUGUUUGUCCUCAUUCCUACACCAGUUCAAAACAUGGAUUGUUAGGACUUACUCGGAAUGCUGCAAUUAAUUUAGGACGGUAUGGCAUUCGUGUGAAUUGUGUGUCACCUUACGUUAUUCGUACAACAUCAGCUUUAGAUACCUUAAAAAAGAUGGGGAAGGAAGAUUCAGAUGUUUAUUCUACCUUAAACGGUCCUACACUUACUCCUUAUGAUGUCACCGAAGCAGCUGUUUUCCUAGCAAGUGAUGAGUCCAAGUAUGUAAAUGGCCAAGAUUUUAUUAUUGAUGGGGGAUUCACAAUUGAGAAUCCAGGUUUAUCAAUGUUCAAGUAGUUUUUUGUAUUUGAUAAAGAAUUUGGAAUAAGAUUCAUGUUUAUUUCUUUUCAGUAGAGGUCAUGUCCAUAUUUUAUAAACAAAUUAAGUAUGUUUUUAUUUAUUUUUUUCGCCUUUU